Molecule: messenger RNA, 2820 nt
Organism: Lasiodiplodia theobromae
Lineage: Eukaryota; Fungi; Ascomycota; Dothideomycetes; Botryosphaeriales; Botryosphaeriaceae
Product: Gamma-tubulin complex component
Exons: 2
Coding region: 1-2820 (939 amino acids)
Biological process (GO): spindle assembly; meiotic cell cycle; microtubule nucleation
Cellular component (GO): gamma-tubulin complex; centrosome; spindle pole
Molecular function (GO): microtubule minus-end binding; gamma-tubulin binding
Source: RefSeq, a predicted model, not a curated record
AUGGCCCAUUCUGCCAGCCUGAACAGCGUCGCCACCGAGCUUAUCUACAAGAUCGUGGGUCCCACCGCCUCGGACAACCCGCGCAGAUUCAGACGAACCAGAGAUGCCGUCCUGAGGGGCCUCCGCGCCCAGCAGUGGGCGCGCGUUAAUCAGUUUGACGUGCAGACUAGCUACGAGGGUCUUAUCGAGAAAUUUAUUGUCCUGGACCGCGAGGACCUGGCCGAGGCCCUGGAAAACCGCCUCAGGGAGUUGCUCCGGCUCCAGACCAAAUGGACCCCGGAUAUCCUUGCCCUGUUCCUGGCCCUGUCGGACCGCCCUGUGGAAAACUCCAGCCUGGAUGAUCUCGAAAAGAUCAAACCACCGCCGCCUGCGCCUGAGCUCACAUGGGCUGAUAUCGUUGCCGAAGAUCCGCUGGACGAGGAGGGCAUUUGGGACGAUAUUGACUAUGCCGCCGAAUCCUCCGAAGAUGAGCCUGCGCCAAGGCAGAGAAAGCGUGCCGUGACUAGGGCUACCACUCCAGAUUCAUCCGUUGUCGACGAAGACGACUUUACCGCUGCUGCUGAAGCAUGCAUUGUUACCCCUGACCCGUCUGCCCUGCAAGCGAUUCAGGAGGCUCAAUUCUGGAGACAAGCGCACAAACGCGACUCCAUGAUGACUAAGCAGGAAACCCACAUCACCGAACUCCAAGCCGUGCGCGAGAUUUUGUUCAUGUUGCGCGGACUGCCCACUUCUCUUUUUGCUCUAAACAAAGAUCUGAGGAGGAUGGAGCUCUCAAAAACUUAUGUCUUAAGUCAUACAAUGGCACCUACCUGGCACCAUCAACUAAAUGAGUUCACGAGUAUUGGUACCACACUUCUGCAGCUUCGUUUUUGGCUGAAGUUCGAGCAAACUAUCGCCCUUCUGCAGACGUUUCGGGCCGCUAUAGUGGAAGAGCUUCGGUCCUUUGACACAUUCAUCGCACAAAUGCAGGAUUGUUGCCUCGGGUUGAAUCAGCCGGUCACAGUCAGUCUCAUCGAUGUGAUGACUAGGAUUCGGCUACGAGCAAGCCCCCUUCUGCGCAUCAGGAAGCUCAUUUCAGAAGCUUCACAAAAUUCCCAACGGAGCCCUUUCCUUCUGCUAGAAGGCCUUUACGAUGAAAUCAACAUGGUGCAGAUGGCUGGAGAUGCCGAGCUGUUUUCUGUCCUUACUCGCAUCUUCUUCCAGUGCUUGCAGACUUAUCUAAAGCCCAUCAGACGUUGGAUGGAAGAGGGCGAGCUUGCCAUAAACGACCAGAUCUUUUUCGUCGGUACCGUGGAUAAAAGUAGUGAGGCCGCUUCACUGUGGCACGACCAGUUCAUUCUCAGGCGGGACGCCUCGGGCAAAUUACACGCCCCCAGCUUCUUACAGCCGGCGGCAAAGAGAAUUUUCAACUCUGGCAAGAGUGUGGUUUUCUUGAAAGAGCUCGGCCAUCACCUUUCCAAUUCGUCCGAAGUAACAGAACCGCGGUUAGAUUUUGAUACCGUGUGUGCUGCGAGUAUUCUCGACUCUUCACCGAUUCCCCUAGCCCCCUUCUCGGAACUGUUCGGACUCGCCUUCGAGGACUGGAUUCGCAGCAAGUAUACCUUUGCAUCUACUAUCUUACGGGAAAGACUCUUCUCCGGUUACGGUCUUUGGGAAUCAUUAGAUGCAUUAGACUUUGUUUACCUAUCGAAAGACGGCUCACUGAUGCAGGCGUUCGCUGAUACCGUCUUCGAAAAGCUGGAUCGCGGACGCCGCGGCUGGAACGACCGCUACGUCAUGAGCGAAAUCGCACGAAGCAUCUACGGAACAGUACCGAGCGUCCAGGCUGACAAGCUGGCGAUCCGCACCGUCGCCCUCAAAGAGAAGGGCAUCAGUCCACGCAGCGUCAAAGCCCUCGCCGCCAUCGCGGUCGACUACUUCCUCCCCUGGCACAUCGUCAACGUCAUCCAGCGCGGCUCCACCAGCACCUACCAACGCGUCUUCGUGUUCCUCCUGCAGGUCUACCGCGCCCGCUACGUCCUGCGCACCUCUAGCCUCUGGCGCAGCACCGCCGCUCUCCACCACCGCCAAGCAAACUCGCGAUCCACUUCUUCUUCUACUCGGACCAAGCACCUACAAUACUACCUCCGCCACCGCCUCCUCUGGCUCACCGACAUCCUCCACUCCUACCUCACCGAAACCGUCAUCUCCGCCUCGACCGCCGACCUUCGCACCGCCCUGGCCGUCGCCGCCGACAUCGACGUCAUGGCCGCCGUGCACGCCGACCACGUCCGCGCCCUUGAGGAGCGCUGUCUCCUGUCUCAGCGCCUGGCCCCCAUCCACGGCGCCCUCGUCGAGCUGCUCGACCUGUGCGUGCAGUUCGCCGACUUGACGAUGAGCGAGGAAGAAGGAAAAACGGGAGAGGCGGCUGAUUUUGGACGAUCGAUGGUGGGAUCGGCGGCAGCGGAUGCGGGCAGCAGGCGGAAGAGCGCGGGGAGGAAGAGGCCGGAGAAUAAGGGGAGGAGGGUGAGCGGGUUGCAGGUCGCGCUGGCAGAGGUGUCGGACGAAUCGUCGUCUGAAGACGAGACGGAGGAGGGCGCCGCCGCGUUGGGUGAAGGGGAUGGCGUGAGGAAAAGGGAGAAGAGGUCUUCGGGGAGGGAGAGAGGUUCGAUGCAGGAAAAGUUGGGUCGGAUGAAGGAGGCUUUCGAGAACCAUUUUGGCUUCGUCACUGCGGGGUUGAGGGGCGUGGGCCGGGCUGGCGGAGAAAGAUGUUGGGAGAUACUGGCGGAGAGGUUAGAAUGGGAAGCCGCCCAAGGGAGGGGUGGCGGCAGCGGUAGGUGA